AUGGUUAACCUCGGUAAUUUGCUGAAACAAGGUGGCGAAGGAGUAGAGCGUGACGCGGUACGAGCUGUGGCACUGUAUGAUCGUGCAAUGGCGGAAGGAAAUUCCGGUAACGCGACUUGCAAUCUUGCGAUGAUGUUGAGGGACGGAGCGGAAGGGGUGGAGCGCAAUGCGGUGCGUGCGGUGGAGCUGUUUGAGAUGGACAUCAAGGAACGGAAGCAGAGCAAGUCAAUGGUGUGUCUUGGAAACAUGAUGCGAGACGGGGCGGACGGGGUGGCCCGCGACACGGAUCGAGCGAUACAGUUGUACGAGAUGGCGGUCGAGAAAGACAACAACGCGGAGGCGGUAGCCCAACUUGCGGCGUUGCAGCGGGACAGAUCAGACGGCAGUACGCGGGACGAGGGUGAGUGA
Molecule: messenger RNA, 408 nt
Organism: Chondrus crispus (carragheen)
Lineage: Eukaryota; Rhodophyta; Florideophyceae; Gigartinales; Gigartinaceae
Product: Sel1-repeat containing protein
Exons: 1
Coding region: 1-408 (135 amino acids)
Molecular function (GO): protein binding
Source: RefSeq, a predicted model, not a curated record